Sinocyclocheilus rhinocerous is the source of this 4974-nucleotide messenger RNA. Its product is annotated as glutamate receptor 2-like. NCBI's taxonomy places the organism in Eukaryota, Metazoa, Chordata, Actinopteri, Cypriniformes, Cyprinidae. Bases 230 to 2923 code for a protein of 897 amino acids. Gene Ontology annotation, molecular function: ligand-gated monoatomic ion channel activity; signaling receptor activity. The transcript is spliced from 16 exons. The record is from RefSeq and is a predicted model, not a curated record. Gene Ontology annotation, cellular component: membrane. Gene Ontology annotation, biological process: monoatomic ion transport.
ACCGUGUCCUCUUGAGUUGAAACGAUUCUCAGGGACGGAGCCGCAAAGGAGGAGGGCAAGACUCCCGCAUCAUCGCGCCCGCUCUUUCCCUCAUCAGCACCGCGGUCUAUCGAGAGCCUCUGCGUUUGAACUGUGGUCACUUUUAGCAUGUGUCGACUCUAUAUUGUGCCCGCUGUUUUGUGAACAGUGCGCGUUUGGUGGAUGUGGUCGCGUGGAUAAGCAGAAGACGAUGAUUUUGUCGGGUCUCCUCUUCCCCGCGUUAUGGGGACUGGCGCUCGGCGGAUCUCCAAGCGUCCAAAUCGGUGGCCUGUUCCCCAGAGGAGCAGAUCAAGAGUACAGCGCGUUUCGGAUCGGAAUGGUUCAGUUCGGCACGACCGAAUUCCGCCUCACUCCUCACAUUGAUAACCUGGAGGUGGCUAACAGUUUCGCCAUAACAAAUUGCUUUUGCUCACAGUUUUCCAGAGGAGUGUAUGCCAUCUUUGGCUUCUACGAUAAGAAGUCGGUGAACACCAUCACUUCAUUCUGUGAGACGCUGCACGUGUCCUUCAUCACACCCAGUUUUCCUGCUGAUGGGCUAAACCAGUUUGUUCUGCAGAUGAGGCCUGAUAUCAAAGGUCCUCUCAUCAGCCUGGUGGAGUAUUACAAGUGGGAGAAGUUCGCCUAUCUGUAUGACAGCGACUUAGGUCUGUCUACCCUGCAGGCAGUGCUGGACACAGCAGCAGAGAGGAAAUGGCAGGUAACAGCCAUAAACGUUGGAAACCUGAAGGAUGAGUGGAAAGACGAGGCAUAUCGCUCCCUCUUUCAGGACCUGGAGAACAAGAAAGAGAGGAGAGUCAUUUUAGACUGUGAACAGGACAAAGUCAAGGACAUUAUGGAGCAGGUGAUCACGAUCGGUCGACAUGUGAAAGGAUAUCAUUACAUCAUUGCAAAUUUUAGCAGCUUGGACAUACUGCUAAGCAUCCCUUUUUGUAAGAUUCAGUAUGGAGGGGCGAAUGUGUCUGGAUUUCAGAUAGUGGAUUUUGAUGACCCGCUUGUUGCUAAAUUUGACCAGCGCUGGGAGGCACUGGAGGAGAAGGAGUACCCUGGAGCAGACAACAGAAUCAGGUACACUUCCGCUCUCACAUAUGAUGCUGUGCAAGUAAUGACCGAGGCAUUCCGCUUUCUGCAUAAACAAAGGAUUGACAUCAGUCGCCGUGGCAACAACGGAGACUGCCUGGCCAAUCCUGCGGUGCCGUGGGCUCAGGGGGUGGAGAUAGAGCGUGCUCUCAAGCAGGUGCGUGUGGACGGAUUGACAGGAAAUAUUCAAUUUGAUCAGUACGGCAGAAGAGUGAAUUACACAGUCAAUGUCAUGGAGCUGAAAAACAGUGGCCCUGUGAAGAUUGGUUACUGGAAUGAGGUGGACAAAAUGGUGGUGACAAAAUCUGACCUUUUCCCCAACGACACCAUGGGAAUGGAGAAUAAAACAGUUGUUGUGACGACAAUCCUGGAGGCACCAUAUGUAAUGCUGAAAAAGAAUGCAGAGUUAUUCACCGAUAAUGAACGUUAUGAGGGAUACUGUGUGGACCUGGCAGCCGAGAUUGCAAAGCAUUGUGGCUUUAAGUAUCAGCUGAGGAUUGUGGCAGAUGGAAAGUAUGGCGCACGAGAUGCUGAGACCAAGAUCUGGAAUGGCAUGGUUGGGGAACUGGUGUACGGGAAAGCAGACAUAGCUGUAGCUCCUCUUACCAUCACUCUGGUCAGAGAGGAGGUGAUCGACUUCUCGAAACCUUUCAUGAGUCUGGGCAUAUCCAUUAUGAUCAAGAAACCACAGAAAUCCAAGCCGGGUGUCUUCUCUUUCCUGGACCCGCUGGCCUACGAGAUCUGGAUGUGCAUUGUAUUUGCCUACAUCGGAGUUAGCGUUGUGCUCUUCCUCGUUAGCCGCUUCAGCCCUUACGAGUGGCACACUGAGGAGUUUGAGGAUGGGCAGCUGGGCCCUAGCGAAUCUACGAACGAAUUUGGAAUCUUUAAUAGUCUGUGGUUUUCUCUGGGCGCUUUUAUGCAGCAGGGAUGCGAUAUUUCGCCAAGGUCCUUGUCUGGCCGUAUAGUUGGUGGUGUGUGGUGGUUUUUCACUCUCAUCAUCAUCUCCUCCUACACGGCUAACCUGGCUGCCUUUCUCACUGUGGAGAGGAUGGUGUCACCUAUCGAGAGUGCUGAAGACUUGGCCAAACAGACUGAGAUUGCCUAUGGGACACUGGAUGCAGGCUCCACCAAAGAGUUCUUUAGGAGAUCUAAGAUUGCUCUCUUUGACAAGAUGUGGCAGUACAUGAAGAGCGCAGAGCCUUCUGUGUUUGUUAAAAACACAGUGGAAGGCGUUUUGCGUGUCCGAAAAUCCAAAGGCAAAUAUGCUUACCUUCUGGAGUCCACUAUGAAUGAGUACAUCGAGCAGCGCAAGCCCUGUGACACCAUGAAGGUCGGAGGGAACCUUGACUCUAAAGGCUACGGCAUCGCUACACCCAAGGGAUCUGCUUUAAGAACGCCAGUAAACCUUGCAGUAUUGAAACUCAGUGAGCAAGGCAUCUUAGACAAGCUGAAAAACAAAUGGUGGUACGAUAAGGGAGAAUGUGGAGCCAAGGACUCUGGAAGUAAGGAGAAGACUAGUGCCCUCAGCCUGAGUAAUGUUGCGGGUGUCUUCUACAUCCUGGUGGGCGGCCUCGGGUUGGCCAUGCUGGUCGCUCUGGUGGAGUUCUGCUACAAGUCUCGCGCGGAGGCCAAACGCAUGAAGAUGACGUUCACAGAUGCUAUGCGCAGUAAGGCCAGGUUGUCUAUAACGGGCAGUACAGGGGAGAACGGGCGAGUGCUGACUCCAGACUUCUCUAAAGCCGUCCAUGCUGUGCCGUACCUGAGACCUGGCAUGGCAAUGCCUCUGAGUGUGAGCGAGCUGUCCUGAGUGCCUUACAUAGACACACACACACACACACACACACACUGGUGCAAGCAUGCUGUACCUCCACUUUCAUACAUAUGCAUACACGUACAUAUUCUUACACACAAAGAAAUAUAAAUAUAUAUAUAUAUAUAAUAUUAUAUAUAUACAUAUACAUAAUAAUAGUUAAUUAUUCCAUAUACAAUGAACCACGACAUCUACACAGAGGAUGCCAAAUCCAUACAUGCAUAGACACACUUUCACUUAUGUUUACUGUUCAGUGCAAUCAUAUUUUGACCAGCGGUGAUGUAUACAACCAACAUUUGCAAAAAAAAACAAAAACAUGCUGACAGACAUAAAAAAGUAUACAGGCACAUUGCUGUGUGUACAUAUGCAGAUAACUUCACAAACCUUGUGUAGCCACGAUCCUAUAGUUUCUUGUUGUGUAUAUUUUACAUAACUGCAUUUCCAAGUUCUCGUUUUGUCACACACUUGAAUAUGCACAUAUAAUAUGACCUCAUUUCCCUCAUAUAUUCAUCACACACUUGCCCCACUUCAGUUUUCACAGACGUUUUCACAUUGUAAGUGAUGACAUUGCAAUGCUGCACUGAGGAACAACGUUACACAUUGAAAAUAAUUCCUAUGGGAAAAUCUCCACACCUGUUUCCAUAGCAACGUGUUUUUGGAAUCUCUGAUUCUCAAGAGCUCAAGCACACGAAACAUCUGCAUCAAAUGUGAUUUUGUUUACUCAAUCUACAUGAUAUAUAUAUAUAAAAAAAAAAGUCUGACUGGAAUCAUUUCUUAUUAUAUGAGAUAUGUAUAAUAAAUGAUGUAUAUAAUUACACUUUUGUUCAUUUGAUGUUAAUGUUACCAUGCAAAUGCUUGACUUAAACAUAUUUGAGUAGUUUUGUUUCUCCUCACUGGUUUGAUUUUUUGUGAUGUUAAUUUUUUGGAUCAUUGUGUUCAGAUCCGUUUUUUGGGCGAUGCAAGCAGUAGUUUUAUAAUUCUAUAAGUCUUUUGAUUAAAAGAAAAAAACAAUUAAAGAAUACUAUAACUUCUGCAUUUCACAAUUGAGAUGGUAUAUUAUAAGUGUCAUAUCGAUUAAGAUGGAUCUGUAUAUUAAUAUAUGAACUUAAUAUAAUAUUUUAUAAAACCCCAAAAUGCCAAAUAUUGAUGUGUGCCAAAAUAUGUCAAGGCAUUUCAGAUGCAUUUAUUAAUAUUGUCUCUGUAUGGGGAAAUGUGACGACUGAAAAUUAGCACCCUAUAAUCAGAGGUUUGUUAUUUAUGUCAUCUUUGGCUUUUUUGUUUUGUUUUGUUUUGUUUUUCAUAUCAGAUUAAUAAGGUGCACUACGAUAUGCAGUUUUAACUGUGAAAAGCAUGACAACCUUUAGUUGUGUUUGUUUUAUAAAAGCGAUGAUUAAGUAUAUCACUAAUAUUAGUUAACUAGGACUUUCAUUUAUGUAGUCCAGUUAUGACCUUCAGACUAAGAGAUAGAGAUGAUUAUUACAGAUAGUUAUAUUGAUAAAGUAUAAGCCGAUCACCCUUUUCUAUGCCAUGCUGUGUAACUGAAAUCUUGUUCAUUAGUUUUAUAUGUAUAUGUACUGUACAUGUAAAUAGAAACCGUGUAUAACUUAAAAUCUUGGAUGAUACACCAAUUCACACAGAUGCACACAAGAGGAUUGCUCAUAUUGUGCAUUUGGGAGCACGACCGUCGUAUCAAGCUGUCUCUCACAUACAGACACACAAAUGGACUUGUCAUCACUAGCAUCAUUUCAGUUGGAGAGUCUGCCAUGGGAUGAAAUGGAGGACGUUUUUCUAAAUGGAAUGUGGACCGAUUGCUUUAUUUUUUGGAAUCUUUUGGAAUAAACAGAGACUGAGAAUCCUCUGAUAUUCUGUUUUCAUCUGUUUCAUGGGAAGGAGAAAAGUGCCGCAGGAAGGGGUUGACAAGCAUGUCAGCUGUUCACUCAAAUUCACAUCUUGGGUCCAAAAUUAACACACAGAUGAAAAUGUUGAAACAGCUUAUCUAGGAUGCCUAUUUUUUUUCCUACAGAACAUGUGGCAACAUAUUUGUGGAA